AUGAAUUAAGCUUGUUAAUAUGUAGAAAGUUCUUAGAGUGAUAUGUAUAAUGAAUCAGAAUUUGAUGAGCAUUAGAGAGGAAUAAACUAAGCUUUUUUCAAUUAGAAGUCUUUAGAAGAUAAAAUUCAAUUUUCAAAUUUAAACAUUAACCAGCCUCUUGAUUUGAAAACACCUGCCGAGACAGUAAGAAAAAUAUAGAUAUAUUAUAAUAGAUAUAGGAAUAUUUAUUUACUGAUGAAAAAUUAGAAGUACAAGGGAAAGGAUUAAAUAAUACUCAUCUUUCUUUUGGUAAAUUCUUGAACCUUAAACUACUUGAUUUAACAAAAUGUAAAUUAUAUUAAAUCCCAGAAGAUAUAAAGUACAUCAUUAUAAUACAAUUAGAUUGAUGGUGAAUCUAUAAAAAUUAUAUUUGAGCUCAAAUUUAUUAACUUUUAUUCCAAGUUUUUUAGAAUCUUUAAAGUUCUUAGAGAUCUUAGAUUUAUCAUUUAAUUAAUUAUAGAGCAUUAAUUUACAUCUUAAGAGUUUAAGAUAACUAAAUAUUUCAAGCAAUAAUUUUGAUCAACCCUAUUUAUACCCUUUAGAAGUAUUGUGUUUAUAAAUGAAUCCAAUCUCAUAUCUUCCAAAAGGUUUUGAAAAAACUAUUAAGAAUAUGAAUCAAUUAGAAUUUGAUUGGUUUAAAUAUUGUAAACCCCCAUUACCAAUGAAGUUGAAUCUUCUUAAGUAUUCUUCAAUCUAGUAAAAGUUAAUGAUUGCAUUAAAGCAAAAUCAAUUGAAUUUCCUAGAUUUUGUUAAAUUAUUGAGUGUUAAUGAUUAAAACUUUUCAGGCACUGAUUAUAAGGAAAGAAAUUUAUUUUGCUAAGCUGGAUUAAAUGAUGACAUAGGAGCUUUAUAUGGUUUAUACUAAAUUAUUCCUUAUGAUAUUAAUAAAACAGAUUUUGAUAAUAACACACCUCUUACAGUUUGUUAUUUAGAUGGCAAAUAAAGGUUUAGCAUUCAUAAUAAAAAAGAUCAGUAAGCCUUCUCAAAUCAUUUGGAGCAACCUUUUCCUUAAAUGCCAUUCAUCAAAUAAGUUAAAGAGCUGACAUACAAAAUUUAAGAUACAUUCUAUCUACUCAUCAUAAUCAAGUUUUUCAAUUCAUAUAUUUAUUAGGAAGCUGUAAUUAUGCAUAGAAAUAUUGAUGGCAAUACUCCAUUACAUUAAGUAAUGAUGAAUUUCGAUAAACAUGAAAAUAGUUCUGAUUUUGCUAAAAUACUACUUUAUUAUGGGUCUGAUCCUAAUUAAGAAAAUUAUGAUGGUAGUACUCCUUUAGAUGCUGCAAUAAAGAAAUAAUAAAUUAAAGCAAUUAAAUUUGGAUAUGAAUACAAUUAAACUAAACGACUUAAUAAUAAAAAUGCUUAAUUGUUUGAAUUUGCACAUAUUUCCACUAAUUCAGGUUAGAGUUUGUGUCACACAGCCAUUAGUAUUGGAAAUUUAGAAAUUAUUGAAUUUUUGCUGACCAUUAAUUGUGAUUUCUUCUCAAUUAAUAAAUUUAACAGAUUACCAAGAUAUUUUGCUACAUAAAGUCUUAUUUAUCUAAAAAACACCAGAAAAAUUGAAAAUAGAUAUAUAUUUUUAAAUAUUAUAAGAGAGAGAUCUUUAUUAGAAUAACAAGAGAAGUAUAAAUAAAAAAUUAUUAUUAUUAGAAAUGUCUAUCAAAUGAAAACCCGUAUUGAAAAAAAUAUGGUUUAAAGACAUCAUAAUAUGGUUUAAAAGCAUCUUGAUUAAGAAGAAAUUGAAGAUAUUGAAGAUAUUGAUGAAAUGGAAAGCUAUAAUGAAAUUAGCCUUUAGGUUGGUUCUGAAUGUUUAGUUCGUGAAACUGCAGCUGAAUCAGCUCCAAUAUUUUAAAAAUCAAAUCGUUUUAAUGACAUUAGCUUAACUAUAAAAAAAAAUCUAUAAUCAAAUUAUGUUCAAGAUUGUAAAGAUGAGCUACCAGAGAUUUUAAAAUAGUUAAGAAAUGGAAAUUUAGUUUUAUCUAUUUAGCGAUUGAAAUCUAUUCUAUAAAAUGAAAAUUUAUCAGUAUCUGAAAGAAUUAAAUAUAAAAAUCAAAUUAACUAUUUGAAAUUUAAGUUUAAAAAAUAAAGGUUUGAAUUAAAAGCUUUAAUUGCUUAAGAUGUUCUACUAGUUUUGAAUGAAUAUUAACUUUGCAAUGUUUCAAAUGAAAUGAAAAGUAUCAAAUAUAUUUAUUUAUUUUAGUUAGGCACUUAAAAGAGCUAUAAUAAUUUAUUAUUGAUCAAAAUAAGCAUGAGAUUAGUUAAGCUCUACAAAUUAUUUAAAAACGAAAAAUAACAUGUUCCUCAUUUGAUUUGAAUAGAGAUUUAAAAAUUAGCAAUAUUUCCUAAAUCAAUGAUUUAAGAUUACGCCUUAGCAGUAAUUUAAUAUACGAUAUAAACAAUUAUGCUUCAUCUUUGUCUUUAUCAUAAAAUCAACUUUUUAAUUGGUUGUAUCCAUGUAAUUCAAAAACUGAAAAGAUUUUAGAAUAGACCAAUAUUUUCAGUUUAUAAAAUUAUGAAUACUUGCAAUAAAUGAAAUUUAAAAGAAGAAAGAUAUUUCCAGAAAUAAAUGAAGAUUUAAAAAUAGAGAAAGACAUGUUUGAACAUCAUUCUUUACCUUAAAACUAAAUAAUGAGUAAUGCUAAUCUAUUCUGUAACAGUAAAAGAUUGUUGUGA
Molecule: messenger RNA, 2706 nt
Organism: Paramecium sonneborni
Lineage: Eukaryota; Ciliophora; Oligohymenophorea; Peniculida; Parameciidae
Source: the annotation of a GenBank genome assembly